UGUUGCACUGUUGCGUUUUGCAUCUCUCUACAAUACAGAUUCACUUUCACUCCAAAAUCUUCUUCCCCUUCAUUCUUCAAACUCAACGCACCAUAAGAUGUUCAAAAAAUUUUCAACUGAAGAGGUAUCUGCACAGAAUCAAGUGAAGGCUUCUGUUCAACGAAGAAUACGCCAAAGUAUUGCAGAAGAGUACCCUGGACUUGAACCGGUGUUGGAUGAUAUACUUCCAAAGAAGUCCCCUCUUAUAGUUGCUAAAUGUCAGAACCAUCUCAAUCUGGUUGUGGUGAACAAUGUGCCAUUGUUUUUUAAUGUUCGUGAUGGCCCGUAUAUGCCAACUUUGCGACUUCUCCAUCAAUAUCCAGAUAUAAUGAAGAAAUUACAAGUUGACCGUGGUGCAAUACGAUUUGUUUUGGCGGGUGCGAACAUAAUGUGUCCUGGUCUUACAUCUCCUGGGGGUGUUUUGGAUGAGGAAGUGGGGGCAGAAUGUCCUGUGGCCAUCAUGGCAGAAGGAAAACAGCAUGCCCUUGCCAUUGGAUUUACAAAGAUGUCAGCAAAAGACAUAAAAGCGAUCAACAAGGGAAUUGGGAUUGACAACUUGCAUUACCUCAAUGAUGGUCUUUGGAAGAUGGAGCGAUUUGAUUGAAGAUGUUGCCACUUGCAAGAGCUGCAAUGCCAACUUAGGGAUGCAGUCCUGUUUUCUGGAACUUGAUCCAGAUUUUAGGGAUCAUAAGCGAACCUGGUUGUUUAUUUAAUUAUACCCAUGUAAACAGUAAAGAAAAGAAUUUUGGUACAAAAAUUGCUCUCUUAUAUAUUUAUGUAGAUUUUAUGUAACUUGUGGAAUACGCCGUGGGUGUUGUUGACAAAUACAAAGUUUUGUUCAGUUUUGUGCUCCUAUCUAAUAUUGGAACGGCGCUCAUUCGAUCUUUCUUC
Trifolium pratense (red clover) is the source of this 930-nucleotide messenger RNA. RefSeq names its product malignant T-cell-amplified sequence 1 homolog. Lineage: Eukaryota; Viridiplantae; Streptophyta; Magnoliopsida; Fabales; Fabaceae. The record is from RefSeq and is a predicted model, not a curated record. The coding region runs from base 98 to 643 and encodes 181 amino acids. The transcript is spliced from 8 exons. Gene Ontology annotation, biological process: formation of translation preinitiation complex. Gene Ontology annotation, molecular function: RNA binding.